Molecule: messenger RNA, 722 nt
Organism: Dermacentor silvarum
Lineage: Eukaryota; Metazoa; Arthropoda; Arachnida; Ixodida; Ixodidae
Exons: 2
Coding region: 11-562 (183 amino acids)
Source: RefSeq, a predicted model, not a curated record
CGCUGCGAAGAUGGCAGCCGGAGGGAGGGGGGAAACGGCCGCGGCGACGUUCAAGUACGACCGCAACGCGGGCGACGGCCUCGCGGUAGACAUCGGGGCUCCGGUGUCCACUGUGGCACUGGCGCGCAUUCGCCGGGAGCUCGAAGAGAUCCGGUACCGGCCACUGACCAACUGCUCCGCGGGGCCCCUGUACGCGUCCGACCUGUUCAACUGGACCGCCACCAUCGUGGGUCCUGAGGACACGCCGUACGAAGGAGGCGCCUUCCUGCUCGACAUCCGUUUCCCCGCCGACUACCCCUUCAGCCCGCCCAUGGUGAAAUUCACCACAAAGAUCUACCACCCGAACAUCGUCGCCGACGAAUUCAUCUGCCUCGACAUCCUGAAGACGCGCUGGACCCCGGUCUUGACCAUAUCGGACGUACUGCUCUCCAUCUGGUGUCUGCUCAAGGAGCCGAAUCUGGAGGAGCCCGCCGAUCCAGUGGCCGCCACCGUGUACUACGAGAACCGCACGCUCUACGAGAGCACGGCGCGCAAGUGGACUUCCGAUCAUGCGAUGCUUUAGUGACGCCGUUACUGCGUUACCUCCCGCAGGACAUGAUGACAACACGGGUAGACGAGCAUGUCGAGCCGGCUUGCGUGGGCAGCCCGAGUUUACGCGCGCAAGCGAGUUGUUUGUGCCGGACUAGCGGUGAGCCCUGCUAAAAUAAAUGGCGGCCAUCGGA